ACACGAGUCUGUAAAGGCGCGGCAAAUCGCGGUUUGAAGAUCGCUGAUCGGUCGGUUCAAAUAUAUAGCAGUGCCUGGAGUCUGCUGACCCCUUUCAGUUCAAUUUCACAAAAACUAAGCCGGAAAUGUCGCUAAUUAACUUGAAAUCGAAAGACAUGUACGACGAACCGAUUAAUCUAUGGAGGACUAAGCAACGCGUCCAUUAUCACCACGAUGUGAUAUCGAAAGGAAAUAACGGUCACAGAUCCUCCGAUGCCUGUGAAUACAUAACUAUAAGUGCGCCAAAGAAAUCGGCCUCGUUCUCCAGAUCCCCCCCGAACUCGCUGCCCCCUUCGGUUCCCGGAACUCCACCCCAUUCGGUGGCCGCCACCUCGAAUCAGGUGAUCCGUUACGCCAGAACGUCCUGUGAUCACUGUGGCCACCACAGUAUUCCGGUCAUGUCGCCGCAUCCCAUCUCACCGCUGGCCAAGUCGCAGACGAACCUCGAUCUCGUGGAGCACGCCAGUCAGCGGCAGGCCCUCCUCCCACUGCCCACCAUCGGGAUCCACCGCGAUGACUCCGCUUGCACCUUGCAGGUGUCCCGCAGGCCAUCGCUGCUCCUCCAGGAGAUCCUCACCCAGCGUCCUCCGCUUUUUGGGAGGAAGGACGGCAACGGGUUCCUUUCGCCAAGGACUGCCAAAAAUGGUAACCUUCAGGGAACAGCGAGUGGCAGUACAGCGACCAUAAAUUUCCAGAGCGGCACCACGAGUGCCAGGAAUGGAUCCACAGCCUGUUUCGACAAUGGAGCCAAAAGCUAUCAGGCCAAGCAGCAGAAGGAAAAGAACCGACGCACUGGCAACGAUGCCAUAAGUUCAGCACUGUCGGCCACCUAUUGCAAGCUGUUGGUGCUGCUCGGCGUUUGUCUGCCCAUCACAGAAGUUAUAUCCGACCAGAUACCCACCUAUGUGUACCAGGGAUUCUACGUAUAUCUCUAUGUGGGCAGCAUACUCUUUGUGAUUUUCCUGUACAUCAGUGCCUUUCGAAAUCGAUCGCUUUUCAAUGCUCUCAAGGACUUUCAUGAAAAGAAUAGCAAUGUGCAUCUAAAGCACAAGGUAACCCAUUUUGGUAGCUUCUAUCUGAGAGUGGGAGCCAUUGCCUUUGCCAUUGGCACCAUGGUGUAUUCUGGCCUGGAGUUCGGUCAGUUUUUUGAGUUGAAUGGCCAUCCCGGCUGUCGCGAUGUCUUCGUGGCCAUCACACCCAUCUGCCGAAUGGUCCUGUGCAUCGCCCAGGUGCAGUUCAUCUUCCUGAACACCACUUACAUGGACAUGGCCCGGCAUAAGGUGACCUCGCGAUUCGGACUCAUGCACAUGGUGGCCACCAACCUGUGCGAGUGGCUGUAUGUCCUGGUGGAGGAGACCAAGCACGAGAUUUUCCACAUCAGUCAGCACGAGGUGGAUCCUGCCCACGAUUUGGUCAGUCACAAUGGCGGCAAUAGAACGGACUGGUCGGCGGUCAAUGAGUCGCUGCACCAGCACCAUCACCACAAUCUCAUCAACAACACCCUGCUGGGCAAUGUGAGUUCUGUGAUCGCGAACAUCACGGUGACGCCAUCGCCCACGGCGGCUGCCUUCAGUGGCUGCUCCCGCACCACGAUUAUGGGUGCUCUGGUCCAGCAGCUGUCCCCCUUCCUGUUCCCCUGCACCAUCGAGUACUCCCUGAUCUGUGCCGUGAUCCUUUUCGAGAUGUGGAAGACUGUCAAGUCCAUUCCGGAUAUCGACAAGACCCGCAAGAAUUCCGUCAAACCAGUUGCCGCUAAGCCCGCCCAUCACUUCUCCGUGGAUUGCUCGCAGUCGCACAAGGGCCUCUUCUUCGGCAUCUUGAUUAUAGUGAUGACCAUUAUCGCCAUGAUCAUGUACUUCGUGCUCUACACACAGCCGGGCUAUGAACUGGUGGCCACUCAGGAGGUUACUCUGUGGGAGACCUUCAUGUACUUCAUGUGCGCAUCGGCUGUGAUAACGGGCAUGAUUCUAAUGCGCGAUCUGCGCUACAUCAAGGACACCAGCGACGAGCACCACUCGAUGGAUCUGGACAAUCUGCUGCUGAUUGUGGCCCAGACCGGCGUGUACUUGUACGGCAUGUUCAGCAUUCUGGGCAGCUACUUUGCCAAGUGGGACACGGUGCCCGAUCGCGUGGAGGGCAUCAUAGCGGAGGUGUUCGGGGUGGUGCAGACCUCACUGCAGACCAUGUUCAUCCUGCACGCCAGCCAUCGGCGGUGCAAGGGGGCCAAGCAGGUGCGGAGGAAGCCGGGCAGGGAGAUCAUCACGUUCCUGCUGGUGGCCAACAUUGCCAUCUGGUUCGUGAACACCCUGAUCAAGGGACGGGCCGUGUUCCGGGAGACCCAUCUAGAGUUCUUUGGCGUCUGGGGCUGGACGAUCAUCACUCACAUCUCCAUGCCGCUGGCCAUCUUCUAUCGCUUCCACUCCACCAUUUGCCUCUUCGAAGUGUGGAAAAUCACCUACAAGGCCAAGUCGCAUUAGGAGCCAACUGUUGAUUAGUUUUCUCUAGCUUUCCUUCGAUUAAGUUAAUUUAAAGACCAAGCGUCUACUUGCGAACUUUAGUUAAAGUAUGUUUAGGUUUGAAAUUUGUUGACAUUGCUAGCUCAAAAUAAAGAUUUAAUUUAUUAA
Messenger RNA from Drosophila elegans, 2663 nucleotides. Its product is annotated as proton channel OtopLc. The record is from RefSeq and is a predicted model, not a curated record. The transcript has 6 exons. Gene Ontology annotation, biological process: proton transmembrane transport. Gene Ontology annotation, cellular component: membrane. Gene Ontology annotation, molecular function: proton channel activity. Bases 126 to 2516 code for a protein of 796 amino acids. Lineage: Eukaryota; Metazoa; Arthropoda; Insecta; Diptera; Drosophilidae.